This is a messenger RNA of Anopheles cruzii, 3375 nucleotides long. RefSeq lists its product as uncharacterized. Gene Ontology annotation, cellular component: nucleus; cytoplasm. Gene Ontology annotation, biological process: carbohydrate metabolic process; ATP generation from poly-ADP-D-ribose; nucleotide-sugar metabolic process. Bases 18 to 2981 code for a protein of 987 amino acids. NCBI's taxonomy places the organism in Eukaryota, Metazoa, Arthropoda, Insecta, Diptera, Culicidae. The record is from RefSeq and is a predicted model, not a curated record. The transcript is spliced from 7 exons. Gene Ontology annotation, molecular function: poly(ADP-ribose) glycohydrolase activity.
GCCACCCGGAUGCCGGUAUGGCGCUCGUCAUGCUUCCGUGUGAUCUUCCCUGGUGGCCGAACGUGCAGAAGAAGUUGGCCCAGAUCGAGGAGUCCACCUCGCUCGACGUCGUCCUCGAGGUGAUGCAGAAGCUGCACGAGCUGUGCAAUGUCAGUCUCGAUCCGGACGAGGACGGCAAGGAUACGGCCGUGUUCGACGGGCUGCGGCACUUCGUCGAACACACGCUGGAUGCCACCGAGCGGGAUCACUUCCUGGGCCACACCGUCCGCUCGCUGGCGCGGCACGCCCGUGCCCUGAAGCUCCACCGGCCACCGCGCGGGCUCAGCUUCAGCCUGCAGCAGCAGGCCGACAGCUGCGAGCUCAGCUACCGGCUCGUGGCCGCGCUGUUGGCCAACGCGUUCUUUUCGACAUUUCCAAAACGUACUGAAAAAACACACCCCACGUUACAAGACUUUAACUUUACACACUUUUUUAGAGGUUUAGUAGACAAUGGCGUGCAGAGGGCCAAGUUCCGCAGCUUCCUGCACUACUUCGACUGGUUCGAGCGGAACCCGUCCGAGGCGCUCGAGGGCUGCCUGCGGGUUUCGCGCAAGGUGAUGACCGGCAAGCAGUGGCUCACGAUCGAGGACUGGCUGGAGUGCGAGCUGCCGCUCUGUGACGUCGAGAUCCGGCACGAGGGCAAGCUGGAUAAGGCGGACCCGGACACGAUGCAGACCGUGUUUGCGACGGCCCGACUCGGCGGCACCGUGUUGGCCGACGGCGACUCGCAGGAGUCGCUUCUGUUCUGUACCUUCCCCGAGCUGCUGGCCGUGCUGCUGUACGUGGAGGCGCUCGAGGACAACGAGACGCUGCAGAUCGAGAACGCGCACCACGUGGCCCGGAUCGUGGAUCCACGGAGCGGGAAGGCCCCGCUGCUGGAGCGGAUUGCCGAGCCACGGCGGACGACACUGUGCUGUGUGGACGCGGAGAACUACCGGGCACUACCGUCACAGCAAUUCGAGGAGGAUGACAUACUGCGCGAGCUAAACAAGUGCCUGUUGGCGUUCCGCCAGAACACCACCUGUCCGGUGCUCGGCGAUGGGGCCGGCGACGGAUCGUCAGCGGACCGUAAAGGUGCACCGACGACGAAGCCGUCCGGCCUGAAGCUGGACCAGCUGGAGACGGUGUCGAGCAAGGGCCGGCUGUCACCGAUCGGUGAGCGUGACCGGGAGGGCUCGACACCCGGCUCACCGGACGUCUACACGACGAUCUUCAUCCGGCAGGCGACGCCCGGUUCGAAGCGAUCGAGCAGCGACUCGAACAAGCUGGAGCGGGACAUCAACAAGCGGCGAUCGUGGCUAUCGCCGGAGCGUCCACCAGCACCGACGGGUGGCACAAGUCCCCCUUCCGGAGGUGGCCGGCGGGGCAAGUUCAUUAUCCUCGGAUCGUCGGGCGAGUGCUUGCCGGUCAAUCGGCAUCCGCUUCGGAUCCCCGGCCCAGAACCGGGGACGCGGCCCGACUCGAUGUCCAGCUGUGAUUCGGACGAGUUCCACAGCGCGAAGGAAUCGUUCGAGGAGGACGAGGACGACGAGGACGGGCUGCGGGUGCACGCGUACGCCGCCGAACUGGACACGCCCGAGAGGCGGUACGACUUUGCGCAGAAACUGCGGGCCGCCCUCGAGCAGGACCGGCCGAAUGGGGCAGCGGCGGCGGAGGACGACGGCAGCAGCAGCUACGCGGUCGGCAUCAGUGUGGCCGGAUCGGGGACGCGCGAUGCGGACCGGGACGACAUUCGCGUCCGGCGCGGUGGAUCCUGCGGGUUCGUGCUCGAUGGCUCGCUGGACAGUACGUGCGACGAGUACGACUGGGUGGAUCACCCGUCGGCGGCGGUGGCAGCGGUGACCGGGCAGCGGCCCGCGAACGGGACGCUGGAACGGAAGGGGACGAACGAGUCGUCCCGGUACAGCUUCGAUUCGGAUCUCGGCUCGGAGCUGGAGGAGGUGUACGAGAAGUUCGCCAAAUGGUUGGAGGAACCGAUCAGCACCGAUAAACCGAAGAAGCUCGACGCACGGGACGAGGCGGUCCUCAAGUUUGCCAACUCACUGCUCAAGCGGACGCUCAGCGAGAGCUUCGUCGGCAUUCCGUUCACCGAAGAGUGUCUGACGGGGGGCAGCGGGACGACCGGCGAGGGGCGUGGGGUCCGCGUUGCGUCCACCGGCGGCAGUAUCGGCCGGAAGGAGAAGAUCCUGCUGCACGUUCGGUCGCUGUCGCUCGAGCUGGCCAAACACAAGCACCGGCUUGCGGCCCAACUGCGCACCGAGUAUCUGGCCCUGGAGCCGGCGAAGCUGUUCAAGUGUCCCAACAUGCCGCUCACGCGCACCGACCACCGGAAGCUCCUGCACAGGCUCCGGUCCACCGCGAGCGGGUCCGGGGGCUCCGGGACGGAUCCGACCACCGGCACAACGACGGUGACCAGCGGGUGCGUGGGCACGGCCAGCUCCCGCCGGUCGCACUCGUCCACGUCCAGUGUGCCCUCGAUCGAGCGGCAAUCGUCGCUGAAGGCGAAACUCCUGCACUACAAACCGAACUGGUCCGUGUCGUACUAUCAGGACGUCAAGUGUGACGAUGUGGUACUGAAGAUCUCGCAGCUGGCCCAGAAGCGAACGCUGAACGUGAACCUGAGACCGGUGGCCACCGGGAACUGGGGAUGCGGGAGCACCCGCCGUGGCGACGUCCAGCUGAAGAUGGUGAUCCAGUGGAUGGCGGCCAGUGUGGCCGGACUGCCGUAUCUGAGCUACUACACCGCCGGGAACGAGAAGCUUUCCAAGCUCGAUACGAUCUGCCGCGUGCUGAAGGACCGCAAGUGGACGGUCGGCGAGCUGGCGUCGGCCACACUCAGCCACGCCCGGGACAUACUGGAGGACCCGUUCUACUACAACAACGACCGGAACUAUUGUAUGUUCUUCGAGAAGCUGAUCGGACUGGAGAAGACGACGCACUGAAUCGGUGGACGAGGUUGUGCAUUGGACCAAAAGGAUGGCGAAAAAGAGGAAGAGAGUGAGAGACGGAGGGAGAGCGACAUAAUUGGAUAGAAGUUUAAAAGACAACUAACCGUAGAGUCCUUCCGAGGCGAUGGGGCUUACCGUCUCCGUCGAAGUGAAACUUCGAAAGCAAUAAAAAGAAACUUUUUCCAUGCGUUAGACGGAAGAGCAAAGACCGAUGGGAGAUCACCCUGACCGUACACCACCUCAAGGCCCUCAAGGCCGCCAAUUGUAAAUAGAUGUACGGGAAGUCCGUGGAAAGCUCUCCUCGCACGCACAAAGCAAAUCUCAAAACGUCUUCCUUCGAACGCCGUUGAGGCAGGGUUUUCGUGUGUCGUGCCGUGCCGUGGGUGGG